AUGGGCUUCCUCGAUAACGUCAAGUCCUUUUGGCACUCAGUCACCACAGACGACCACUAUGCUAGUUACGGCUCUCCCUACAAGAAUUCCACCGCGGGAGGUUCAAUCGAUCCCACGUCGCUGACAGCCAGACUAGCUGAUUUGAACAACUCACUGAGCCAUUCUCUCGUGGGUUCGCGUACAGCUUCAACUACCAACGUGGCUGGAUACAGACCAGGUUUGAGGUCGCUGCUGACCAACUUGAUCAACCAGUCAAGUGAUGUUCAAAUGCAAACGUUGAACAGGGAAGGUCUCCCUCCUUUGCCCUCUAUCGAUUCCUUGUGGGAUAGGAUAGAGAAGUGGUUGGAGGAGGAAUACCCCGAGUUGGAAGAUAGCUUGAACGACGGUGCCUCGACAGCAGACUUGAACGAGUUUGAGAGAGACUUGGCUAUUGGUCCUUUGCCUGUUGAGGUGCGUCAGUUCUUCAAGAUCCACGACGGUCAGUUCCGUGGCGGCAAGCCAACAGGUUUAAUCAUGGGUUUGAGUCUUUUGGAUAUUGAGAGCAUCAUGGAGGAGUACGCGGUCUGGGCCAAAGUCGCCGAGAGAAUCGAGAAACAAGUCGUGGCCGUAAACCAGCGGAAAAAAUUGCCCGAGGAGUCAACAUCGGCUUCUUUCUCCAACAACGAAAAACAGUUGAACAACUUCCUUGCACACCAGAAAUCUGUGCCUAUCAAUGCGGUCCAGUCUUACUAUAUCCACCGUGGAUGGGUCCCCCUUGUCAAAGACCCAUGCGGUAACUUGAUUGGUCUUGAUUUGGCUCCAGGUCCAGCCGGCUUGCGUGGCCAGAUCAUCUUGUACGGUCGUGAUUUCGACACCAAGAUCGUCGUUGCCACGAGUUUGCAAGAGUUCUUGUUCCAGUUCAUCACCGACUUGGAGUUGGGCAACUACGAGAUUGACCAAUCCGAGUCCAACACUGACAACGGAUUCUUGGACAGCGCACAAAACGACGACUACAUGAUUGGAGACGAGGAUGAGGGAAAUGGAGAUCUUACAUUCUUGGACCGCGACGGCAGCGAGUUUGGUACUGAGCUCAAGGGCAAAAUCUCUUACAUUGAAGCAUUGAAGAGAAGAGCUUUGAAGAGAUACAGCAUCCCCAACGCUGAGAAGUUUCAAACCGCAUUUACGCCUCAAAGAGUGCCCAGAAAGCAGCCUAUGGGUCGCCCUGAGGGUUCUCCUUCGAAGAAUGCCUCGACCAGCAAGCUUGUCAACUUGGAAAGUUCUGUCGAGCUUCCCAAGGAAACAUUGAUUGACGACAGCUCGAAGAGUGAAGAUAAGCCAUCUCCCAAGCAAGAAGCUCCAAAAAGCGAGGAGACCGUUGAGGCCGUUGAAGCACAGCCUGAGGAGAGCAAGGCAGAAGACGAGGCGGACAAGAAGGGUGACGAGAAGACCUCGGACAAGCAAACCGAAAUUGAACUCUAG
Messenger RNA from Candidozyma duobushaemuli, 1458 nucleotides. It is a transcript of the gene SMI1, whose product is annotated as Smi1p. The transcript has a single exon. Gene Ontology annotation, cellular component: mating projection tip. Gene Ontology annotation, biological process: regulation of fungal-type cell wall biogenesis; cell wall biogenesis. The record is from RefSeq and is a predicted model, not a curated record. Bases 1 to 1458 code for a protein of 485 amino acids. Lineage: Eukaryota; Fungi; Ascomycota; Pichiomycetes; Serinales; Metschnikowiaceae.